AUGUUAUUUUUUCGUCGUCGUGAUACUAAUCAAUCAUAUUCACAAUUAACCGAUGAUGAACGAUGUAUUCAUGCUUGUUUAUUUUUUGCAUUUAUAUUUCUUAUAAUAACAAUCGUUCUAUUCUAUUUUGCUAGUAAUAAUAAAAAUCCAAAUGAACGAACAUUUUAUUUUAUUGGUGCCAGUGUUAGUCUAUUAAUAUUAGUAUUUUUAGCUGUAUGUGCAAUUAUUUACGUUCGACGUUUAUGUAAUCGAUCAUUAUCGACACAUAGACGUACAGCAACAGCUUAUGAUGUUAGUACAGAACAAAUGGGUGAUAUUCCAUCAGCCCACAUUGAUUCAAGACAAACUCAUUUAUAUAGAUAA
This is a messenger RNA of Didymodactylos carnosus, 363 nucleotides long. Lineage: Eukaryota; Metazoa; Rotifera; Eurotatoria; Philodinida; Philodinidae. The record is from the annotation of a GenBank genome assembly.